Sorghum bicolor (sorghum) is the source of this 2122-nucleotide messenger RNA. RefSeq names its product FBD-associated F-box protein At5g60610. The transcript has 3 exons. Bases 135 to 1544 code for a protein of 469 amino acids. Gene Ontology annotation, molecular function: protein binding. NCBI's taxonomy places the organism in Eukaryota, Viridiplantae, Streptophyta, Magnoliopsida, Poales, Poaceae. The record is from RefSeq and is a predicted model, not a curated record.
GUGACGUGCCUUUUCCGACUGGGCUCAUCGUAGCCCGGGACGAGGACUAACCGAGUGGCGGCGGCGGCGGCGGCCGCGGCCGAGACUCUAAGAAGCCUAGGACUCUAGGUCCUGCGACGACUCUAGGUGCCGCCAUGGCGGAGUCAUCGAGCUCGAGGGGCAAGAGGAUAAGGUUAGAGGAGGAAUCCCACCGAUUCGGAGGAGAUCGUGGGGAAGAAAGUAUCUAUGCCGAUGAGAUCGGGCGCCUCCCCGACGACAUGCUCACAAAUAUCAUCACCCUCCUCCCCACCAGAGACGGCGCCCGCACGCACGCCAUCUCCCGGCGAUGGCGGCCCCUCUGGCGCGCCGCGCCUCUCAACCUGCAGGUGGAUCGCAGCCUCUCCGGCCAGGAUCGCAAGCGUAUCAUCUUUGUCCCUAAGAUCCUUGCCGAUCACCCCGGCCCAGCCCGCCGCUUGGCACUCCCCAUGAUCCGCCUUCGCAACCGCUACGCCCAGAUCGACGGCUGGUUGCGCUCGCAAGCUCUCACAGGCCUCCAGGAGAUCAAGUUCUGCUACGAGGUCGAGGACCCGGAGGUGCCGUACCCUCUGCCGCCUUCUGCGUUACGCUUCGCGCCCACCCUCUGCGUAGCCGAGUUUUGCUGCUGCGACUUCCCCAAUGAGAUGGCGCUGUCGCUGAACUUUCCCUGCCUCAAGAACCUUACUCUGAACAGAGCCUCCAUGUCGGAGGCCGCCCUUCACUGCCUGCUGUCUAGUUGCCCUGUUCUGGAGAGCCUCUGGUUGGAAGGGAACGUCGGCGUUGGCUGCCUCCACAUUAACUCGGCAACUCUUAUGAGCAUCAGCUUCAGAGCUUUAUCCUCUUGGAACAGAGUUAGAAAUCCUAUCAUGCUCCAAGAGCUUGUCAUCGAAGAUGCCCCUUGCCUUCAAAAAUUGCUACUGAUUGAUCCGAAAAAUGGUCCUGCAACCAUUCGUGUAAUGCAGGCCCCUACACUCAAGAUAAUGGGCAUGCUUUCUGCUGGCAUAUCAGAACUCGUGCUUGGAACUACAGUUUUUCAGGAAAUGGUUGCCCUAAGCUUGACAACCUUGAUGCCCACUGUAAAGGUCUUGUCACUUGUCUCUUUGGGACCUAAUCUGGACUCAGUUGUUCAUUUUCUCAAGUGUUUCCCUUGUGUGGAGAAGCUAUAUAUCACGUCUCACACACAAAAGAAUAUGAAAAAUGCACGGAGCUAUGAUCCACUGAAUCCAAUCGAAUGUCUCGAGCUUCAUCUCAAAAAAGUUGUCAUCAAUAAUUAUCAUGGCAUGAGGCCUGACGUCGACUUUGCCAAGUUCUUUGUUUUGAAUGCAAAAAUGUUAAGGGAAAUGAUUUUUGGAGUCACCAACCACUGCAGUGAUAAGUGGAUGUCUAAUCAACGCAGACGUCUUCAACUAGACAACAAAGCUUCACAAGGCGCUCAAUUUGCAUUCGGACGUGAUUACAGCAUGUCUAUCACCAGGUCUCCUAAACCUGAUGAUCCCUUUGAGUGUAUGGAACCAGGAAAAUUUCCUUAGUCAGCCAGCGGGUGAAUUAGCUUGUGAUAUUUUGUGAUGCAAUAGGGUGUGCAUAGCAGCAUAUACAGGAGUUGCUCAUGGCGCUGUAGUGAAGCAGCCCCAUGUCCAAAGACUGCUCGUUUCAACAUAAUUAUUUUAUCUUUGCUUAUUCAAGAAGCUAAUGACACUAAUGAAUUGCUAUGCUUAUUUAUCACUGAAACAGAUCAUAGGGGAAAACCUAAGGCUAGUCUCAAUGCAUGUUUCAUGAGAGUGUCAUGCACAUUAAAUAGAGUGCCACAUAAGUAAAAUUGCUGACUUGGCAGGGUCAUUAAAUAAAGGAGUUUCAUCAGAUGAGAGAGGAGUUUCAACCCCAUGAAACUCAUGUGGCUCGGUUACCUAGUUUAUAGUCUUGGUAACUGUGUCAUGAAACUAUGCAUUGAGACUGGCCUAAUAGCACGACCCAUAAAUUAAUGUUAUGUUCCAUAUACAUGCUUCAGUCUGAUGCAAUGUAAUGUGUUGGAUCCUCCACUCCAUGAUUGUGGCAUACAUUUCUAUCUUUGUGCCUCAUCUGGAAGUAACAUAUUUGUGGUGUUUGGAAA